GCGAGCUGUUACACUGGCACUCUAUGCGGACACGUGCACGCCCCUCGCGCUCUCCCUCCUCUCUCCGGGUGAUGCAGUCAGAGAUUCCAGCGCUCGCGCUGUCACCAUCAGGACCCCCAACUGACAAAAAAUGCUAAAUUGUCUAUUUUAAACGACAAAUGAGGACAUAUUCUCGUUUCUGUCUCUGUUUUGGGGCGUUUUCUCGUUGAGGCGGACGCCAAGGAGUGUUUCUGAGGGAGUAAUAUGGAUGAGCAAACCAAGAGAAGCGGCUGAGGAAUUUUUAACGGUUUGGGUGAGACGGUGAGGCAGCCGUUAGAGGGCUGGAUAGCUUAAUUUGCGACGACAUCAAAGAGGCAACAGGCAUGACUUUACAGUCGCAGUUUAAAAAAAGCAAAUAAAUCACCCUGCAUGCUCCUGCCUCUCUGCUUUUUGCUCGGUAAUACCAUUUUCAUUUGAAGAACGCAUUUUAUUCGGGUAAAGAUGGCUCAUCUAAUACGACACAAGCUCACCAACAAGCUGACCAACGCGGCCCACACGGUAUCCAACAAAUCUCAGGCCAAGGUCAGCGGGGUGUUUGCCCGGCUGGGCUUCCAGGCCGCCACGGACGAGGAAGGUUUGGGUUUCGCCGAAUGCGACGACUUGGAUUAUGACUACAGGCAAGGGAUGCAAAUGGAUGUCCUUCAGGGAGAGGAGGAGGAAGGGGGACACAUGGAGGGUGAGGGGGAGCUGGAGGGAGACAGCCACUACCAGAGGGACGGCACCGGUCGGAGGCCCUCGUCCCUAAAGACAGGAGGCUCGCUGGAUGAGGACAAGCCAAAAAUCACGUCAUGGGAAGCUGGCUGGAACGUCACCAAUGCCAUUCAGGGCAUGUUCGUCCUCGGCCUGCCGUACGCCAUCCUCCACGGUGGCUACCUCGGUCUCUUCCUCAUUAUCUUCGCGGCUGUGGUGUGCUGUUACACGGGAAAAAUCCUCAUCGCGUGUCUGUACGAGGACAACGAGGAUGGCAUAAAAGUGCGCGUGAGGGACUCCUACGUGGACAUCGCCAAUGCCUGCUGCGCGCCCCGCUUCCCAGCGCUGGGCGGGCACGUUGUGAACGUGGCUCAGAUCAUCGAGCUGGUCAUGACCUGUAUUCUUUACGUUGUGGUCAGCGGCAACCUGAUGUACAACAGUUUCCCGGGGUUUCCCGUCUCCCAGAAAGCUUGGUCAGUGGUGGCCACGGUGGCGCUGCUGCCUUGCGCGUUCCUGAAGAACCUCAAGGCCGUGUCCAAGUUCAGCUUGCUCUGCACUCUGGCGCACUUCGUCAUCAACGUCCUCGUGAUUGCCUACUGCCUCUCCAGGGCACGCGACUGGGCCUGGGACAAGGUCAAGUUUUAUAUCGACGUGAAGAAAUUCCCCAUUUCAAUUGGCAUCAUCGUGUUCAGCUACACCUCCCAGAUCUUCCUCCCCUCCCUGGAGGGAAACAUGCAGAAGCCCAGUGAGUUCCACUGCAUGAUGGAGUGGACUCACAUCGCAGCCUGCGUCCUCAAGGGCCUCUUUGCCCUGGUGGCCUACUUGACUUGGGCAGAUGCCACUAAAGAGGUCAUUACAGAUAACCUGCCUUCAACCAUCCGGGCUGUGGUGAACAUCUUCCUCGUCGCCAAGGCGCUGUUAUCUUACCCACUGCCAUUCUUUGCUGCAGUCGAGGUUCUGGAGAAAUCCUUGUUCCAGGAUGGUGGGAGAGCCCUCUUCCCUGACUGCUACGGCCCUGGUGGGCAGUUGAAAUCAUGGGGUCUGGGCCUCCGAAUUGCCCUGGUAGUCUUCACCCUGCUUAUGGCCGUCUUUGUCCCCCAUUUCGCCCUCCUUAUGGGUUUAACUGGGAGUCUCACUGGCGCUGGCCUGUGCUUCCUCCUGCCAAGCCUCUUCCACCUGAAGCUGCAGUGGAGGAAUCUCCUGUGGCACCACGUCUUCUUCGACGUUGCCAUUUUUGUUAUUGGCGGCAUAUGCGCCAUAUCUGGCUUCAUUCACUCAAUCGAGGGGCUCAUAGAGGCGUUCAAGUACAAUAUCCAUGACUGAGAGCUUCAGAGAUGACCUUUAUCGAAUGGAGAUGUCCUAAAAUGCCGCACUCCGGCAGGUUGUCAUAACGCAGACCUUAUCAAAACAUCACGUUAACCACUUGACAAAGAAGCUCAUGAGGAGGAUAAUUUGUGUGAAAUGUACAUCUUUUUAUUUUGCCUUCGUGAUAAUGUGCAAUAAUAAACUCUUCAAUCAUAGUGUAAAGUAGUCUACUCAUUCCAGAAAACAUGUUUGAUCAUUAACUGGACAGAGGAACAAAACCUCCGCAUGACAGGAGGUGAUUAAAUGUGCGGGCAUUAAGAAGCCUGUCCAGGUUAUCAAUCUUCAUGCAAAGAGUUGUCAAAGAUCCAGUGAAAAUGUCCGCCAUGGAUCUUAACUGUGAGUGUGUACGUGUUUAUAUCUGGGGAAUGAAAUAUGUGGAAAAACAAUGGAGUGAAUAUGUUAUUAUUGGUUUUUGAGCUGCUAGAUAUAUCAUAAAUCCCACAUCGGAGAAAAUGUAAGACAAAGGCACCCAUCAGAUCAGAUGGUGCUCUGUGGAUUAUAAUAAACCAUGAAUAACUUAUGUGUAGUUGUUUAAACAAAAUUAUUUAUUUAUUUAUUUCAGUUUCAGUGUGAUUUAUUUUCCAUCUUAUGCCUAUAGUAGUCCUCGUUGGCUCGUUUGUUUUCUUGGUGUUUCAAGUGUCAUACUGGAUGAAGUGAAUUCAAAGUGCAAGCAAGUGGGUCCUAAUUGUGUUAUAUGAAAAAAACAAUGUCUGUCUGAUAAUAUUCUCUUCUCCUAUUGAAAUUGUUAAUUGUGAUUUAAUGGAACUAAUCAUGGUGUGUGAGACAAAGAGUAUUUGUUGAAUUAAGAGACAAAUAAAUCAAAUAUUUUAUGGCUGGUGA
Molecule: messenger RNA, 2934 nt
Organism: Epinephelus lanceolatus (giant grouper)
Lineage: Eukaryota; Metazoa; Chordata; Actinopteri; Perciformes; Serranidae
Product: vesicular inhibitory amino acid transporter-like
Biological process (GO): amino acid transmembrane transport
Cellular component (GO): vacuolar membrane
Molecular function (GO): L-amino acid transmembrane transporter activity
Source: RefSeq, a predicted model, not a curated record